Laccaria bicolor S238N-H82 is the source of this 405-nucleotide messenger RNA. RefSeq lists its product as uncharacterized. Bases 1 to 405 code for a protein of 134 amino acids. The record is from RefSeq and is a predicted model, not a curated record. Lineage: Eukaryota; Fungi; Basidiomycota; Agaricomycetes; Agaricales; Hydnangiaceae. The transcript is spliced from 3 exons.
AUGAACAAAGCUUCCAGUAGCCUAGGUGCAUUACAAUUUUUUUCAAAUUGUCAACUCUUCGAGAUCCCUCAGAAAGUUGAAGCUCUCCGCUGGUUGCCGAUCGCGCGCCGGGUGUGGUUCUUGCGUCGCCCCCUUCCCCGAUGGACGAGGCUUCCAACUCAGAAAACAUUUAUUCAAACGCAAAGGCGAGCAGUAGCAAGGCAGCCGUCGCCUCGAGCUCAAAAGUUCAACUACUUAUCCUUAAUCAAUAAUGGGAGUGUCGCCAGAGAUCAUCUGGCCUCUGAGCGCACCUUUCUCGCCUACGUCAGAACGAGUUUAGGAAUCGCACCCUCGGGUAUUGCGCUCAUGCAGUUCUUCAAUCUUGGAACAAAAUUAGGAGGUUCUCUCAGCCGCUUGGAGCCAUAA